Molecule: messenger RNA, 2554 nt
Organism: Polistes dominula (European paper wasp)
Lineage: Eukaryota; Metazoa; Arthropoda; Insecta; Hymenoptera; Vespidae
Biological process (GO): regulation of transcription by RNA polymerase II
Cellular component (GO): nucleus; nucleoplasm
Molecular function (GO): zinc ion binding; RNA polymerase II cis-regulatory region sequence-specific DNA binding; DNA-binding transcription repressor activity, RNA polymerase II-specific
Source: RefSeq, a predicted model, not a curated record
GUGACCGAGGAUAGGAAGGGAGGGGGAAUAUAAAAUAGUUUUUAUAAACAACAAAUGAAUCAAAGUACGUAUCAUUAUACUUGAACAUGACUGAGUAUAAAAGUAAGUUUAGCAUUUUUGAUCAACAUCAACAAUUCGAUCAAUGCGAAAUGUAGAUGCUUUUAAUACAUUUAAUGGCGGAUCAAGUGAAUGGAACUAGUGCAAGAGUGAGAGAGACACACGUACAAUAUUUUUCUCUUAAGAAAGAAAACAUGUCCGCUGUCGGAGUUAGCGUCUAUGCCGAUCUUUUGUUUACGACGUCUACGAAACACUUAAUUGCAUCGGAAUAAAUUUCUGCAUUAUCUCGUGUUAAUUACAAUGAACUGCCAUAACAUAAACGUUCUCGGAUUUUUCGUGCUUUGAAUGAUGACGGAGCCGGAUCUUUGCCGGCUCUGUGCCGAGACCAAAGAAAACCUCAUCGGUAUUUAUGACGCCGAAGGACAAAAAUUAGCGAUAGAAGCUAAAAUCACUAAGUGUUUACAAAUUCAGGUACUAAUAACAGAUGAAUUACCGCUCUCAGUUUGUAUAGACUGUUGCGUAUCAUUAAAUCAGUGCUGCGAAUUUUUUGAAAAGACUAAUCAAGCUCAAACAUCAUUGAGACAAUUACUAAUAGAGCCCAAGUCUGAGCCAUCGACUUUAGAACCAAAUAUAGAUUUUAUUAAGAAAACUGUUGAGUUCCCAAAAGUAGAAGAGGUUGUUGAAACUAUCGAUGAAUGUCAACUAACAGAUAACUACAUUCAUAAUACUGCUGUAGAUAUUACAAAUACUUAUUUUAGUAAUGAAAAUGAAAAUGAAAAUGACAACGAUAAUGAAAAUGAAAAUGAUCAUGAUCAUGAUAAUGAUAAUGAUAACGAUAAUGAUUGCAAUCAAGAAAAAUAUGAGUCUAUGAAACAACAGAAAUGUAAAAUUCAAGUUAAAAAAGGUUUGCCCAAACAAACGAAGAAAAAGGUCAAGAAGAAAAGUCAAAUGCAAAGAAUGGAUGACUUGGAAUUAUGUUUAAAUUCUGAUAUAAAGAAAGGACAUAAUGAUAUUAAUAUUAAAUCUAAUAUUAAAGUUCCAGAUAAUUAUAUGACCGGAACGGAUUCUGACUUGGAAAUGAUAGAAUCUCGUGCAGCAGAACCACCAAAACCUGGACGCAAAAGAGGAGAAGGAUUAGAUAGAUAUCCUUGGCUAUGUACCGAUUGUAAUGACAAAUUACCAAGUUUAGAAGCAUUGGAAGAACAUCAUGAAACUGAACAUAAUCAACAAGCUAAAUAUAUGUGUGUACAAUGCUGCAAAGUGUACGACAAAUAUUAUGGUUUUCUUACCCACGUUAAAAGACACAAAACUAAAGCUAAAUUUAAUUGUGAGGAUUGUGGGAAAUCAUUUGUACAUAAAAAAGUUUUAGACUCGCACAGAGCAGUGCACAGUGAGGAACGUCCGUUUGUUUGUCAAACUUGUGGUAAAGCAUUUAGACAACAAAAUGGUUUAUACAUUCAUAGUAAAUGUCAUUUACCAGAUACUGUGAAAAAUCGUCACCCUUGUGAUCAAUGUGAUAAAAGGUUUUCUACUAAACCUAAUUUGGUCACACACAAACGCAUACAUUCUGGAGUUAGAAAUUUUACUUGCGAUCAAUGCGGUAAAAGUUUCGUACAAAAAGGAAAUUUAGAAGCUCACUUCUUAACUCAUUCCGCUGACAAGCCAUAUAGUUGUUCUCAAUGUCCUAAAGCAUUUAAAACACCUUUACAAUUGAAGAAACAUGAAACAGUUCAUACUGGGGCUAAACCACAUCAAUGUGCUGUUUGUGGUAGAACGUUUAGAGAAAAAGGUACUUUAAGGGAACAUCAUAGGAUACAUACAGGUGCAAUGCCCUUUACUUGUGAAUUCUGUGGUAAAUGUUUCCGGUUUAAAGGAAUUUUAACGACACAUAGACGACAGCAUACUGGUGAGCGACCAUACAGUUGUUUAGAAUGUCAACACCACUUCACAAAUUGGCCGAAUUAUAAUAAACAUAUGAAACGUAGACAUGGAAUUAAUACUUCUCAUACCAAGCAUUUAUCACAGUCUCAACAAUCGCAGCAGCAACAAUCGCAACAACAGGAACAACAACAACAACAGCAGCAACAACAACAACAUUCGAUUCAAGCUAAUACAGCAGAAGAUCCUCUUUCCAUGUCGCAAACAGAAUCAACAACUGUACAGGUAAUACAAACUGUACCACACGUAACUGCACCUCAACCGAUAGUCGUACAAGCUAUACCAACAACAGCAAUACAAACUUUUCAAGCAGAUGUAUCCGGCACAGUACAAGAUACUGUUUUUCGAGAAAGAAAUUCGGCAUAUUUCAAUGCGAUGCAAAAUAUUUUUCCCCAAAAUUUACCUUAUAACUUUUAUAAUAUUCCUAAUGUUACGGAAACCGAUCUAAUGCAGCAUAGAUAAAGUUAGUUUAAUUUAAUAAUUAAAAGAUAGACACAUACGAAUAGCUAUAUAUAUAUAUAGUUAUUCAGGUACAAGCCUUUUUUGUUAACUAAAUUAG